UUCUGGUGAUAAUGGCCAACUCCAUCCUAGCAACCCAGGUCUUUCACUGAAAAUCUGUCAGUUGAGGUACACCUGAUAUGUGAUUUAAUUGGCAUUCGAAACCCUGUUCAAAACUCAAAUUUCUUGGCCUCGUUCAAAAUUAAAAUAUGCCUCGCCUCUCCGUGCUGUGCGGGAUGUCGCGUAGAAUCAUCCGCUUCAGUAAUGUUCACAGAAAUCUUUGGCGACUAUUGUCCGACAGUUCUGAUUCCACCAUUAACCCACCCGUAUCGGAGCUAUCGGAAAAUAAUGUGAAGAAGUUUAAAAAGGAAACGCAGGGCGAUCACACAGGUCACCUGUUUGUGUGGCCGGAGGCGAAGGAAGAAAACGUGCACCAUGUUGAAGAGAUCAAGGAAGACAGCAAUGACGAUAUUACCGCAUCUUGGGGCUGGAAAAAUGACGAACUUGACGUGGAGCAAUUGGCAGGACUACCAGGCCCUAGUGAGGUGGAGGAUCCAUACCGACAGGCGAUCAAUGAAUACGAGGAUGAUCAGUUGCAUUUCGCUGAAGAUGACCACCAAUCAGGAAUUCAAGAAGAAUUACAAUUCGCAAGAACGCGUUUCCUGCGGGAACAGCUUACCCAGAAUCAGGACUCCCAAGAACCUUUUACCACCUUCGAGAAAACUUCUCUCACAUCCGUUCGAGAGAAUGUGGACUUCAUGAUGCAAGAGCUUAGUCAGAUUUCACUUAUUUUGAAUACUUUGGGAGAAGCUGAAAACACAAUGGGAAUGGUUAACUCUGAGCCGGAAAUGGCUUCCUUUACACUCAACCAACCCAAUAUAAGUGAGAGUUUGGAUAAUGAGGAGAUAUCAAAUCCGUCUUUGGACUCAGAGUUAAACAGUGCUACGCCCGAUCAAUCUGGGCUAGCUGUUGCAGAUGAUGAGGUGAUUUCCAAUCAGUCUACGGAGGUCUUGUCAGAGCUAAGCUGUGCGUUGUCUGAACCAUCUCGAUUGGGUUGUGAAGAGAACUGGGAUCAUAGCGCCAAUGCGAAUCCGUCUUUGGAUUCCGAACUACCCAGUGAUAUCUCCCAUCAACCCAUGUCGGAUCAUAAGACGGAAGCAAUUCAGUCCUUGGAUACUGAGUUAUUCGAUGAAACGUGUGAUCAAUCUGGUUUAGUAGUUACGGAGUCUUUGAUUUCGAAUGAGGACAUCGGGGAAGAGCUGACAACGGAAUCUCACGAAAUCGAGCGAAUUGUAUCUGCUAGCGAUACUCAAGAGUCCAGUCCUUCAAAGACUAAUCAGAAUGCCCCCCAGACUGAUGACAAACAGGAUAUUCAGCCGAAGGAGACCAUACACACCUACAGGCCCUUUAGGACCAUCGAAAUUCCUGCCCAGAAGCCCACUAGUAUGCCUAGAAGCCUAUGCACCGAGUCGAUUGAAGAGCAGCCCUUGAUCGAGGAACCCCAAUCCGCCACUGGUGUCCAUUUAGAUAGCGAGGGGUACAAAGUUUCUGCCCAGCUGACAGAGUGCGAGUCCCGCCUACUUAUGCGCAUGGCUCUGACGCAAGCUUUAGAGGAUCUGGAGUCUGGCCAAAACAAGUACAAAGCAACCAUUCUGGAGGCCGAAACAGAGUGAUAUAGGAGCACAAAUAACCGAAAAUAAAUAAUUACUUAAAAUAAAUAAUAAACAAGCGUA
This is a messenger RNA of Drosophila teissieri, 1670 nucleotides long. RefSeq names its product protein P200. The record is from RefSeq and is a predicted model, not a curated record. NCBI's taxonomy places the organism in Eukaryota, Metazoa, Arthropoda, Insecta, Diptera, Drosophilidae. The transcript has a single exon. Bases 147 to 1610 code for a protein of 487 amino acids.